UACAAAAAGAUAACCAGAGUCAUACAGUGACGGGCAACGUUUUGGCGAAAACGGACACAAAGACAAAAGAAGUGUAAAUAUAAAUUACUAUUGUGGUGAAUACUGAGUGCAAGUGACAAUGGUGUCGGUGCAAACUAUCGCGACGAUUGUCGUGAAGACAUUCAAAAUUGUAUUGAACAUAGUAAUUCUGGUUCUUUACCGAACUGGUUACAAUGGAGAGUUCCUGGGAGUGGGAGGUACGUGGAACCUCAAUGAAGAGAAGAACCCGGACGCUGAGAUCGUUGCCUCUGGAGUCAUCGUGGGCUACCUCAUCUACACACUCGUGCAAAUGAUCACAUUCCUCUUUGGUACCACUGAGCAUAAGAGGGCCAUGUCAGAGAUAGUGAUGAACUUCGUGGGUGUGUUCAUGUGGAUCGCCGUGGGUGCCGUGGCGCUGCACUACUGGGGCGGUUACCAGGGAGAGCACCAAUACCAGUUCGUCUUUGCUGAGAAACAGGUGGGUAUUGCUGUCGGUGCCCUCUGCGUGAUCAACGGCGCAGUGUACCUCCUAGACACGGCACUCUCCGUCAUACAUUUCACUAAGGAGAUGUUAAAAGUGGAUCAUCUGUACGAGAAUUGGGUAACCAUAGCGCCGGAUUCGAGAGAAUUUUUGUGCGAAGUCGACGUGGAAACCGCCAAAAUUGCGCCCUUAACGGAUUCCGUCUCUGAGUACGGAGGUGGCGCUCGAGUAGUGUGGGCGAUGUCGGCGGGAGACCGAGAGGCUGAGGCGCAAGCCAAGAAGGGAGAUGAGGCUGCGUCCAACGACCGGGACAGCAGGGCCGCGGCCGCGCUGAAGCAGUACUGGUGCGUGGGGCUGCGGGCCUUGGAACUGAUCAUCGCAGUGAUUGCUAUCGGUCUCAUUGUCGGGGCUCUGUACUCCCCACAAGUUGUGCAGUCCGACCAUAGGCACAUUGCCGUCAUCUAUUCUGCCUACUCAAGCUACAUCAUCAUCACGGGUGUGCUGAUCAUCGCGAGGCUGUUCGGAGAGUCGCCCGGCUGGAGGACGUCCAUCGGCUUCUCAGUCCUGGGAGUCAUCAUGUUCACUGCGGCUGCUGCCGUUAUAUUCUAUGACUGGCACAGAUCAUACUACGCAAACCUCCGUCCGAACAAGCAAGCAUACGACCUCCUGAUAUCUUCGGGAGUGUUCGCAGUAAUCAACGUGGUCGUAUUCCUCGUCCACGCCUUCAUCACCUUCAGAGAGGAAGCCGACUACUAAACAAUGGAAUCUCUAAAUUAAUUUCUAAAUUCGGCUGUUCUUCAUUCCUUUUAUUAUUCGGUCAUUCAUUUUUGCUAUCAAAACCAAAGCGUUAUUGUUAAGUCACUUUCAUUUUACUUAGUUUUUUGAUUUUCACUACAUUCUUUUUAAUGACAGUUUUUUUUUAAUGGCUCUCUCUUCCAAGCCCGUUGCAAAGCCUACGUAAUCAAAGAUCUUUUAUUUUUAGGUUUAACCUUUAAGAGUAUUAUUUUAACAUAAUCGUAGUUAAGUGUUUGUAUCCAUUUAUUUUUAAGUGUACCUAUAUAAGUUUAUCGAUAUGUUGCCUCAUUGUGUAGCUAAUGCUUUUUAUCUUUAAUACAAUAUCCCAAUGUUGCCCUCUGCAGUAGCUACUUUAAAUUUUGAUAAUUAUUUUAUAUUCAAGCUAAUAUUCUAUGUAAGUAUUUUACGAGCAGCUAUUUACUUAUUUUUAUUUAGAGUUUAUGUAUCUAAGUAUCUAUUCUAUUGACAGCUAUUUUCUUUUUUAUACAUGGCAGCAUUUCUUAAUUUUUUAAUUUGGCAAGGCCUCUAUUUAGAUAUUUGUGGGAAGUGGGCAACUAUUUUAUUUAUUCUUGUAAAUCUAAAAGGCAGCACUAAAAAGGCAACUUUAUAAAAAUCUGUGAAAAUCGGGCAACUAAUCAUUGUAUUUUAAUUUUAUAGUCGCAGUCUAUUUAAUUUAGUUUUAUUAAUAUAAAUUAAUGGCAGCUAAACACUGGCAACUAAUUAGCAAUUUAUAAUAUUUAGGCAACUUUAAAAAAGACAUGGCAGCAUAAAACAGGCAGUUUAUUUUUAGGUAAUGCAAUAUUUUUUAAUAAUAAUGGCAGGAUAAUAUUAAGUUAUUUUAAGCAGCUAUAACUUUCUUGAAAUAAAUAACAUUAGACACGCAAAGCACACCAAAUUGCAGACCAAAGUUGCUCUUCAUUGUAGCUUUUUUAAAUAUUUUUUUUUUACAUUGUGUUAAGGCAGCUUUAUUAUUCAAGAUUUUUUAUUGUGCAGCCAAUCUUCCAGCAGCUAAUUUAGCUAUUAUGAUUACAAUCACAAUUAUCAGCUUUAAUUUAUUCACGGCAGUUAAUUAUUUCACAGCUAACAAUUAAUGCAGCUAUUAACCAUACAACAAACACUGCUAUGAACAGGCAGCUUUAUGGUUUAAUAGGUAAAUAAUUAUAAGAAUUAAGCGAUAACUAUCAGGCAGCUAUUUACCUAUAUUGUAUUAUUUACCUACAAUCAGUAUUUAAGUGUAGUUUCACGCAAAUCAGCUAUUUAGAUUGCAGCUUUUUUUCGCAAUGGCAACUUAUUUAGCUAUAUUUUUAAUUGGCAGCAGUAGCUUGUUAUUCAGCCUAUUACAAUGCAAAAUAUUUCGGCCGAAAGUGCAAGUAUAGGAUUAUGAUUUAGUUUUUUUUAUUUAAUUAGGACUGUGAGACAGGUGUAGAUCGCAGAGACUAGGGAUCGAGUAGAAUGCUAGGGAGUAGAGUGUAAACAAUAAGAUUUUUUGUUAAUUUGCUUUUUUGACGAAAAUAUUCUAAAUUAUUGCGUUUUUAGUUUAAUUGACGUUAGAUUAAGAUGUUUAUCCGGUUAUUACUGUAACAUUCCGCUAAAUUCUAAUUUAAUUAGAUUUAUUUUUAAGCUUUUGUGGCUCUUACCAUUUUUAAAAAGAUUCGUGUCAAUAUUUCGUUAAAAGAAAAAUUUUGAUGUCUUUAAUUUCAUACACUUUCACUAAUAUCAAUAAAAUCUAAAGAUAUAAUUAAUUUAUAAUGGUAAGGGCCGCAAUUAUUCCAUAUUAUUACUUAAUGAAGCAAACCACCGUGAGUUGUUUUUAAUAUCUAAAAUUGUAUUCUUCAAAAAAUUAUUUAUCCUGGCAACCAUUCAAAAAGAUACGUUUUAUUUGAAUUUGAAAUUAUUGUUACGUUAAUUAAGUUGUUUAUUUAGUUAAUUGUAAGUUAUGUUUAGUUAUAUUUAGAGGAUAAACCAAAGCAGUAAUCAGUAUCCGUCCAGUGGUAGUUAAGUUUUCUCUGACAAAUUCAGAAAUAUCCUUUCGCCUUCAAAAAUAGUAAUACCUCUUAUAACUUCACUGUAGUGAUCUGAUUAAACUCAUGUCUUCUUAUUAAUAUUUUCUUGUUCACAUUAGUUUAUCUUUAGGAACUUUAGUUAGCUUUUUCUAUUUUAUUUCUUCGAAAAGUAUUUAAUAGGUCUUCUUCAACUAUAGUCGUAGAUUCGAUUGGUAUAGAAUGUAGCAUAAAAUAAUUUUCAUCAUCAUAAGAUUAGUUAAUAUUAGUUUUAGUGAAAUAAUUAUUAAUUUACGUGUGUAUAUCACAUGAGUUGUGAAAGUUUAUUAUAAGGCAAAUAAGAUUUAUACGACAUUAUGUAAAUAAAAAUAUAUAACUUAUGUAACCGGCGCUAAUGUUACCUUAUUUAUUCCCCAUUUUAAUAACAAAAGGUACCCGCGUCACUCACAAACUAAACUCUUUCGGUAAGAAUAUAAAUAAUUGUAAAACCCAAUGUAUCUUGUAUGUAACAAUUUAAUAAAUAAAAGCAUUAAA
Molecule: messenger RNA, 3828 nt
Organism: Spodoptera frugiperda (fall armyworm)
Lineage: Eukaryota; Metazoa; Arthropoda; Insecta; Lepidoptera; Noctuidae
Gene: Ssk
Exons: 9
Coding region: 119-1255 (378 amino acids)
Biological process (GO): septate junction assembly
Source: RefSeq, a predicted model, not a curated record